Mya arenaria is the source of this 2972-nucleotide messenger RNA. Its product is annotated as UPF0602 protein C4orf47 homolog. The record is from RefSeq and is a predicted model, not a curated record. Lineage: Eukaryota; Metazoa; Mollusca; Bivalvia; Myida; Myidae. The coding region runs from base 240 to 1199 and encodes 319 amino acids. The transcript is spliced from 8 exons. Gene Ontology annotation, cellular component: centrosome.
UUAUGGGAAUCACCAUAGCGAUUGUUUCAACACUGAGCAAAAAAUGCUGUCUUCCUAAUAAUUGUUAAUUGUUUGUAAAUAAUCAGCACAUGGUCACAACUUUUAAUAAGACAAAACUGAGGCGUUGUUUAUUUCAUAACAAGAACCAAAUGCCUUAUUUAGAUCAUAGUUGUAGAUAGAAUUAACUUGUUAAACAAGUUUUGAUAUUUUUUUCUGAAAAGUAAGAUACAGAUACAAUCAUGGGGGAACGAGGAGGAAAAGCAGAUAUGGACAGAGUGGGGUUAUUUCAGGAGAUGGGAUAUGUCACCAUCAAUGACAGAUACAAAGGCAAAGGAAGUGUUCAAUUCAAUGAGGCAGCAACAAAGGGCAAACAAGUCCUGCCUGGAGGCAGCAAAACCAGGUCUGCUUUGCAGGCUGGGUAUUUCACCGACAAAUUUGGUCGUAUUAUGGAGGGAGAAGCAUUUACUGAUCCCAUAAAAAUGAGGAGGCAAGCACGGCUAAAGGAGUCACAAAAAAAUAUAGGAAAAUCGUUUUUACCCAGCAGUGGAGAAAAGCUCAUGUCUGGUUUAGGUAGUCAUUAUGGUACAUUGAGUGGACCAAUAUCAGCAUUUAGUCCUGUUUCAAAACCUGGCAAAGAAAAGAAGUCUUCUAGUAAAAAUGUUAUCACCAACCCAGGAAAGAGAGGAACCGGCUUUGGAUAUGUAGCAGUAACUAUUGGAAAAUACCCACAAUAUCAAGGAGACAAUUACGACAUGCACAAAGACCUGAACAGGAAAGAAAUAGCAGCCCACAAAAACGCUACAAAAGGUGGUGCAUUCAAACUGAACAUGCAUCCACGAGCAUAUUUUGAUGGGAACCCAUACAACUCAGACAAGCUGGCUAAGCGCAGCAGUUCUGCCACCCUCCCCUCGAAGAAGGAUGAUUCUAAACCAUUCAAACCAAGCUCUCCUGGUAAAAAGCCUGGUGGUGCCAAGAUCGGCACAUUUGAUCCGUACCCCAAGCACUCCGAUGACCCUUACAAGGUGAAGGUUCAGCGGUCAGUGAAUGUGGUGAACAAGAGCGGCCGAACCUUCAUGCCGUCACAGGGGCCCAAGACAAGGCCCAUGGUCUCCAUUAUAAAUGCAAAUGUUAUGAAACACCAGGCUGAGAUAUUCAAAUCAGUUCAAAUGAAGGCACUUAAAGGGGCCAUAAAGACAUGAACAGCACUGUGGAGUGUAAAUCCAAGCAACUACAGAUCUGUUACAUGUUUGACAUUCUAGACACGCCUAUCCCGGCCACAUUCAGUGCCUCGGCUUAUAAGAACACAUACAUGUGAUCUUGUUUGACAGAUUUAAUGCACUUAUAUUUUUAUAUCAUUAUGCUUUUUUUUAUGAAAAUUAUUCAACAAAUGUGAAUUAAACUGGCAUGUAUUGUUUAUAUAUUAACUUAUGGUAUUGUUUUAAUUGUAUGAGUGAUUUAUGUGAAUGAGUGUUAACAACUUGACUAAACAUGUUGUUGGUUUAUGUCAAAGGCAUAAUUUUAUUUCACUUGAUCAAUCACACACAUACAUUUUUGAGAACAUAUCAUUUUAUAAUAUUGUAAUUGCAGUCACCUCAUUAAGUUUGAAGUGCAUAGCAAUUUUAGGUUAUAUUUUUAUGUUCGAUCUUUCGGUUUUAACUGGAAGUCUCAUCAAAAGCGGAAGCUGUGAUCCUUUUUUUUACCUAGAUGUGUUUUUUUGUUAGUGAACAUUACAAAACUAGCAUUUCAAAGGCCAUGCAGUAGAUUAGUUAAAGUUAGGACUGCUAUUCCUUAGAUUUGUUCACUGCCACUAUUACAUUAUUAGUAGACUUGGCAUAGACAAUUAGAAAACAUGAACAUAUACACAUUGUAAUCUUAGACUCAAGUUCAGUGUAUGCCAGAAAAGUCCUCAUAUGUUAAAUAGUUUGUUACUAUUUUUUAAGUUACAUAUGCAAAGGUUUAAAUAUGCUGUUUUGCUAGAUCCAACUACAUAUAUUUUAAAAUGUUACCUGGCAACCACUGCAGAAUACAAGUUUAAUAUACGCGACCUAUUUGCUGAUGCCUAGGGACCAGGAAGUGAUAUCAAAUCUAGAGAUAUGAUUAUUUAUCAAUGCUUAAUAGUGAUAAAAUAAUGGCAUCACAAAUUUAAACCUCUAAAUUCCCCAAAACCAAUUGAAAAAAAAUAAAUAUAUUUUUUAAAACAAUACAGUAUUUUGAGUCAUUAUUUAAAAGAAAUACUGGGAAACAUAUAUUUAAAACUAUUAGUAAUUAAUCUUAUAGGGGUGUUACAACUUUUUACAAUUGUUUUCCUUUUUAUUUACCUUUUUAUAGUUUGUUCUCAUAUACCUCUCCAUUUUUGUUUUGUUUUUGAAAUGUUUCAUAACUUACCUUAUUUAUUAAAAUGUUGUGUGGUUUUUAAAUGGACAGACAAGUCCCAGAAGGCGAUCGAGUUUCACUGGAUUUCCGCUUACAAGCUUGCAAGCACUUUCUGUCCAGACAUAAUCUCUCUUAUGGAUUGAACAUGAGACCUUUAAUGUUUAUAAUAUAAUUAUUUUUGUGAAGUCAGCAAAUUGCUCACUGCUGUGUUUAUGUUUAUUUUUUUCCUAAGCAUGUGUCUUGACAUGUUAUUAGCGCUUUUCUUUAAAACAAAUUAAACUUUUUGAUUUAAAAACAUUCUCCUAAAAGUAAUAUUAUUAUUAAAAAGUUUGGGCAACAGCAGCCUUAUACCCAUGCAUUUGCUGUUGCAUAUAGCAACUAAGACAGCUAUAUAAGUGUGACUAGAAACAGAUUUGUGUCCUGUGCCUUUUUGUCAUUUUAUCGUUAACCAAGAAUUACCAGUUAUAAUGGUGACGUCCAUGUCGUAUGUGAUAAAGCGAUGCUGCUGAAUGUUAGAUUUACAUGAAUCUUGUUUUGCCAUGUUUUGUGGUAUAAAAUGGUUAUUACUGUAUAUCUAUCUAUUAAAUGAUUUCCAUCAA